AUGCAAAUCUUUGUCAAGACGUUAACAGGUAAGACCAUCACUUUGGAAGUUGAAUCUUCUGACACUAUUGACAAUGUGAAGUCUAAGAUCCAAGAUAAGGAAGGUAUUCCUCCAGACCAACAAAGAUUGAUUUUUGCUGGUAAGCAAUUAGAAGACGGAAGAACUCUAUCCGACUACAACAUCCAAAAGGAAUCUACACUUCACUUAGUCUUGAGAUUGAGAGGUGGUAUGCAAAUCUUCGUCAAGACUUUGACAGGCAAAACCAUCACUUUGGAAGUUGAAUCUUCUGACACUAUUGAUAAUGUGAAGUCUAAGAUUCAAGAUAAAGAAGGUAUUCCUCCAGACCAACAAAGAUUGAUUUUUGCUGGUAAACAAUUAGAAGACGGAAGAACUCUAUCUGACUACAACAUUCAAAAGGAAUCUACACUUCACUUAGUCUUGAGAUUGAGAGGUGGUAUGCAAAUCUUCGUCAAGACUUUGACAGGUAAGACUAUCACUUUGGAAGUCGAAUCUUCUGACACUAUUGAUAAUGUGAAGUCUAAGAUUCAAGAUAAAGAAGGUAUUCCUCCAGACCAACAAAGAUUGAUUUUUGCUGGUAAACAAUUAGAAGACGGAAGAACUCUAUCUGACUACAACAUUCAAAAGGAAUCUACACUUCACUUAGUCUUGAGAUUGAGAGGUGGUAUGCAAAUCUUCGUCAAGACUUUGACAGGCAAAACCAUCACUUUGGAAGUUGAAUCUUCUGACACUAUUGACAAUGUGAAGUCUAAGAUUCAAGACAAGGAAGGUAUUCCUCCAGACCAACAAAGAUUGAUUUUUGCUGGUAAACAAUUAGAAGACGGAAGAACUCUAUCCGACUACAACAUCCAAAAGGAAUCUACACUUCACUUAGUCUUGAGAUUGAGAGGUGGUAUGCAAAUCUUCGUCAAGACUUUGACAGGCAAAACCAUCACUUUGGAAGUUGAAUCUUCUGACACUAUUGAUAAUGUGAAGUCUAAGAUUCAAGAUAAAGAAGGUAUUCCUCCAGACCAACAAAGAUUGAUUUUUGCUGGUAAGCAAUUAGAAGACGGAAGAACUCUAUCCGACUACAACAUCCAAAAGGAAUCCACACUCCACUUGGUCUUGAGGUUGAGAGGAGGUCAGCUUUGA
Kluyveromyces marxianus DMKU3-1042 is the source of this 1149-nucleotide messenger RNA. It is a transcript of the gene UBI4, whose product is annotated as ubiquitin. The transcript has a single exon. Gene Ontology annotation, cellular component: nucleus; cytoplasm. The record is from RefSeq and is a predicted model, not a curated record. NCBI's taxonomy places the organism in Eukaryota, Fungi, Ascomycota, Saccharomycetes, Saccharomycetales, Saccharomycetaceae. Gene Ontology annotation, biological process: protein ubiquitination; modification-dependent protein catabolic process. Gene Ontology annotation, molecular function: ubiquitin protein ligase binding; protein tag activity. The coding region runs from base 1 to 1149 and encodes 382 amino acids.